AUGGGUCAACAUUGUCCAAACGCCUCGUGCGAUGAACUACGAGCAUUAUCGGGGAACGUUUCACAACUGCCUGAAUUACUGACCUGGCUUGAACAAAAUUCAACGAAAAAACUCACUCUCCAUACUAUUCCAAAGGAUGAUAUCGAGCCGAUGGAAUGGCCUAUAAAACACGCUCAAUGUCAAAGUUGCUUUUACUGUUUUAUGGACAGGGAAGUUUACGUUUUGAUAGCCACCUUCGAUCGAGUCCAGACUGAAUUUAUAAUACGGACUCCGUACUACACUACAUAUACACUGGACGGUACAUACGAUGUUAUCACUGACACUUAUCGUUUCGGGAAAUUUAAAUCGACGAAAACAAACCUCAGCGGGUCCGUGCUCCGGUUUCGAAUCGGCAACGUUUUAUUUUUGAAACGCGGCAACGCGGUAUCAGCGACCGAGACGUUUAACACGUACGGAUAUCUACAUUUGUCUGCACUCACUGGACAGAUGUCACCGGCGGCAGAAGAGAGCAGGUCUGCCACGAGCUCCACGGAAGACGGAGCAGAGUUUGGAUCGUAUUAA
Danaus chrysippus (African queen) is the source of this 561-nucleotide messenger RNA. The record is from the annotation of a GenBank genome assembly. NCBI's taxonomy places the organism in Eukaryota, Metazoa, Arthropoda, Insecta, Lepidoptera, Nymphalidae.